Durusdinium trenchii is the source of this 381-nucleotide messenger RNA. Lineage: Eukaryota; Dinophyceae; Suessiales; Symbiodiniaceae. The record is from the annotation of a GenBank genome assembly.
AUGGUCGUCAGACAGCGUGCGAGGCCCUGUCGACAACGUCAAGGUGCUUUGAGCUGGUGCCUUCUGUGUGUGCUGCUGGCGAUUGGCAGCCGGGCUUUCGUUGCAGCACCGCAACGUGCCGUCCCUUUUAGGAACCAUGUGCCGGCGGAUCAGCGCCAACACUCAGCAGCACAGGCCGUGCUGCUAGCCUCAGCUGUUCCGGAGGUUGCAAGGGCUGCAGAUUCUCUCGAUGAAGCGCUGCACCCAUGGUUUAGCAUUGCGCCGAUCUAUGGGGGAAUCCUGUACAUCAUAGCAUUGGUGGUCCAGAGGGUGAAGUGGGAAUGGUACAACUACGUUUAUGUCGGCGCUGCUACUCUAUGGCUGGGACCAGAAGGCGAAUGA